Molecule: messenger RNA, 845 nt
Organism: Heterocephalus glaber (naked mole-rat)
Lineage: Eukaryota; Metazoa; Chordata; Mammalia; Rodentia; Bathyergidae
Gene: Ppp1r35
Product: protein phosphatase 1 regulatory subunit 35
Biological process (GO): positive regulation of centriole elongation; negative regulation of phosphatase activity; positive regulation of cilium assembly
Cellular component (GO): centriole
Molecular function (GO): phosphatase binding
Source: RefSeq, a predicted model, not a curated record
GAGUCUGAAAUCCGUGACCGCGCACCCUCGCAGCAACCCCGAGAUGAUGGGCGGUGAGGAGCCACAGCUGGAGUCCGUGGCGGUCCCAGGGCCACCCCCAGAGGCCCCAGUGCCCGAGCCCGGCCUGGACCUGAGUCUGAGCCCGCUGCCCGAGAGCCCCAAGUUACGGGACGGCAGCCCGGGGCGGCACAAGGGGCGGACGGGCCGACGGUCCGGAGCCCAGAGAGGGCGGCAGGUCCGUUUUCGCCUGGCGCCCGCUCGGUCCCCGGUCCGGACCGAGCCGCCCUCCGCCGCGCCGCACGAGCUCGAGGUUCCCGCGCCGCAGAGCAGCCUGGCUUUGGGCCUAGAGCUGCAGGCAGCGCGCGUCGCAGCUUCGUUUGAUGCUGCGAGGGCCGUGGAGGAGCAGCUGCGAAAGUCGUUCCAGACCCGCUGCGGCCUGGAGGAGAGCGUGGCGGAGGGGCUGAACGUGCCGCGCUCCCGGCGGCUCUUCCGGAACCUGGUGAGCCUGCAGGUGCCGGAGGAGGAGGUCCUGAACGCCGCGCUGAGAGAAAGGCUGGCUCUGCUGCCGCCGCAGGCCCGAGCCCCGCCCCCGAAGGAGCCACCAGGGCCAGGGCCGGAUAUGACCAUGCUGUGCGACCCAGACUCACUCUGCUAUGAAUCUCCACACUUGACCCUGGACGGGCUGCCCCCUCUCCGCCUUCAAGCCCGGACCCGUCCCCCGGAGGACACCUUCCUCAUGCACAAGACCCUGAGGCGGUGGGAGGCUUAGGUCCCAAAGCUCCCUGGAUCGCUAAUUGUGUGUGUGUUUGUGAGAAUUUUUUGGGAAUAAAAUGGUUUUGCUAAUA